GUGCACUCCCGAGCACGUGGUCUCGCUGCAUCUUUGCUUUUCUGUUUGUUUUGCCUUCCCCUAGGCUCCAUGGCAACGCGUCCCUUGUCGCCCUGUGUCCUGGUUGCCAUUGGCAGCGGUUUCUUGCCAUAGCUAACGGUUGCCAUAUUUACACUUAUUCAACAACAAAACAUUUGAAGUUUUGUAGCAGUCUUGAAGCGUAUGGUGCGUCCUGCAAAAUCGUGGAAAGAAAUUGUGAAUUUCAUGAGUGAAAACUUCCUUCAAAACAAUGCUUGUUUGUGAAAAAGCGUAGUGAAGGUUUUGCUGCAGCAGUAUGGAAUUGAGUUUGUAUGGUUCGCAGAUUAGCCUAGCAACGCGCGAGAAGACCACCACAAACCAAUACCGAGAGCGGCCAGGGUCCGCUUUGCAACACCCUACCCGACCCUGCUCGGCGGCCGGACCGCACCCAAGGCGUCCACUGUCGGCAGACAGCACGCAGUACCACUACCGGAAGCGGCCAUCUUCAAACGGAAGUACAGUGGACAUACCCCACCAAGCAACGUCACCGUUUCACCAGCGCAGUACAUCCUCAUCCAGCCUGUUACUGAAAAGCCUACUGGCCGAACCGAUUCCACGGUACUGGGAAUCGCGAACACUAGCCAGGUCUGUGCCACCGACAUCAACACGUGGCUCGUCCUGUAGUAGCGCAGAACGCAUACGCCAGCACAAGCGAUCGCAAACGCAAGCAAUAGAGAGUAGUACACGACCGGUGGCGAACACCAGACCGCGGAAGCGUACGGGAAGCGGGACUGCUACUAAACGAAGCAAACAGAAGACUAACGUCGAUCGUCGCCGAAGGAGACGCGACAGUACCGAGGAGGAAGAUCCCGAUCGAGACGAAGCGGACAGCACGAUGGACGAGAUGGAUGACACGCAGGAGUCAAACAACGAGGCCGAAUUGGAAGGCAUCUGGAGGGGAAAGGGGGCGGGUGGAAGUACCCGCGAGGAAAAGAAACGAUCUCCACCGCUGCCUAUGGUCGCAUUACCACUCAACCGGAAAGCGAUCGAAAUUAGCUCCUGCGGCGGUGCGAAGAAGAACAACACAUCGCCGGAAAAGUCUUCACAGUCCCGUAAGAUUGAUCUUCCCGGAAGGGUUUCGUUCAGCUCCAACGAACCGUACGAGAUCGAUUACAGUGAUUUCGAGGAGAAUGAGUUCGCCACCAGCACCAAGGAAGCGAAAUCGGAGCAACCGAGCAAGACGAAAGACACGAACAGUAAGAAACCAUUCUCCUCCAGCAGCGCGAUGUACGACGAGCGGCUGUUUCAGGAAGAUUCCUUGAUGGAGGAAGUGUCGGUGAGAUUUGGUAGUGUGAAGUUUGAGGAAGAUCUUACAGCCAGCUCGGGCUAUGAGACGAAAUGUGACGAUACGGCCAAGUCUACCUUGGAAAUCCGUAGGGCAACAUUAGGAACGGGUUCCUCCCCAUCGCCCGUUUGUGAUGUGCGAGAGUCGAACAAAAUCAUUGAAGAGUACAAGAAGGAGAUAGCGGAUCUUAACCGACGCCACGACAUGGAGCUGCGUAUUUCCGUGGGAGAUGUUUCGGUACCAUCGAAACCGUACGAUCCGAAGUGUUUUACACCCUCCGACACGCCCGAAGAUCUGUUCGUCAACUCAGUAUCCACGAAAGCGAUCGAGAGCACGACCGAGGACACGGAUGCUGAACUGGACCGUCCGUCUGCCUGCCGUGGCGCGCUGCUGGAGAAGAACAUCAUCAAUGAGUACUAUGAGUGUAUCAAUGAAAUAAUCACCGAGCAAUCGCCAGCGAGACGACAGCCGAACCGACUCAGCUUACCCGGCCUGGGCGGAUCGAUGGACGAAAAGGAGGAUACGAUCCAGCACAACUUGAACAACGAAUGUACGAAAAGUGCCCCAAAGGACAAACAGUUCGCAUCGGGGGUCGUACUACCGUCCGGCAAGGCGAAGUCUUCAAACACGGAAAAGAACCGGCUAGAUAGUAGCUCGAAUCCAGUGAUCAAGAAUUACUUCAAGGUGAAGGAACAGAACAUUGUGAGCGCCAGUGCGAGCAGUUUGGCAAGUGGAAGUGGUAGCAGCAGCACUACCGGAAGCAAAUCGGGACAUUCGAAGAACUCACUGUUGUUGAAGAAAGGCAGCAAGGAGAAGCCAAAGUCAGCCGAUGCGCACAAGUCCAUUUUGCGUAAUGCGAAAAAGCAAAACAACAGCGUCGGAACGGGCUCGAACGGGGGGAGUGCUGGUUCGGGCAAGUUCUCGGCAGGUCUGUGCCGAGAGGAGAGCAACAUAUCCGAGUUUCACAUGGAUAAGGUGGUGAGCUGGAUGUCAUGUAAUGAGGAUACGUUCCCGGCCGUACCAGAUGGACCUGUGCUAGACGAUGUAGCUGGAGAGGAGCAGCGGAAGUGUACUGUUACUGAGGGUGGUUCUACCUUGGGGAUGCCGGAAUCUACCGAUGGACCUACGGGCUAUGGUGUUAGCUUUGAGAGUGUGCCGAGGGCGCGAUUGGAACAGCCGGAGGAGGUCGGUAGUAGCGUUCAGUCGAACUAUGACGAUGAUUCGAUCGUAAGUGGAAGUGCCAAACAAAAGUCAGAUUUCCAAGCACUCAAGAAUGAAGUGGAGUACAGAUUGAGCAACAUAUUGGACUGCACCGAUUCGCAGGUCAGCUCCGGCUGUGAGGGUGAACCGUCGGACCAACCGGCCAAAGGCAAGGUAAAGGACCUUUUCUCUUACCUCGAUCAGGUCGAGCUGAAGUGUGAGAAGAGUGCAUUCAAAGGAGCUGCCGGUUCUGCGGGUGUGCUACCCUCAGAGUCGGACCGCUCCGAGCUGGAUUUUGCUGCCGAACCGGACUAUAUUGAAGCCAUACCGAAAAUGAACGACCUGCUAGAGCUUCCACCGCAUCAGCUAGCUCGGCGAGUGAUCAAACUGUCGCUGCGCGCCAACGAACUAAGCAACGCGAUGCAGCUGUCCAAAAACCACAUCGCCACGGUGCGGGCGGACAAGGCGAAAGCAAUUCGCUCGGAAAAGUGUGCCCUGCAGGGGAAGCUGAAGGAGCAGAAAAAGCACUACGAAGACAUCAUCGGUCGGCAUCAGGAGUUUAUCGAUCAGCUGAUCAAGGAUAAGUCGGGGCUGUGUGACAAGGUAACGCAGCUAACCCGGCGGCUCGACUCGCAAAACCAAAGCUGGGAGCAUCGGCUCAAGACGGAGCUGGAGCGUGCCCGCGACACGGCCCUGGCCGCCGAGAAGAUUCGCCGCGAGAAGUGGGUGCGGGAAAACACGAAAAAGAUCAAAGAGCUUACCGUGAAGGGGCUAGAGCUGGAGAUAAACAAGAUGACGGCAACGCACCAGAAAGAAAUCGGCGAGCUAAAGCGCCAGCAUAAGGACGAGAUGAUGUGUGCGCUCGAGGAGCUGAAGCUACAGUACGAACAGAAGGAGGCCGACGUACGGCAAGGGCUGGUGAAGGAGCGGGAAUCUACGCUGGAGCGCGAACGGCAAGCGUUACUAGAACGGUUCGAUCGACAGGUAACCGAGGAGCGCAACAUCUUCGAGCAGCAGCGACAGCACCUGCUCAGCGAGUUCGAUCUGGAAAAGGAAAGGCUCCAGAAGGAGGCAGCCCGCAAGGCGCAGUACGCCGAUUCCCAGCUGGAGGAUCUAAAGCGCGAAAAUACGAAAAAUCUCGACUUUGCCCAGAAAGAGUACGUGCAGAUGCUGAAGCAAAGGGAGGCGAAGCAUCAGGACGAGCUGGAGAAGCUGCAGAAGCAGUACGAGUCCGACUUUGCCAUCUGGAAGCGGGAGCACGAGCGGAAGUCGAAGCUGGAACUGGAGCAGCGGGAAAACGAGAUCCGGUCACAAUGCCGCACGGAACGGGAUCAGCAAAUCGAUCGCAUCGUGGCGAAGGUCGAUGCGGAAACGCAAAAAUAUCAACAGGAAUUUGAUGCCAAAAUGAGUCGCCUAAAAGAAAAGCAUGAAGUGGAGCAGAAGGAAGCGGAAGCUUCCGAAGCACUGAUGAAGCAAAAGUAUCAGGAUGCGCGCGUUAAGCUGGCUGAGGCGGAGGCAACACUGCAGAACAUGAAGGCGACGGCCAAGCAGACCGAAAUACAGCUCAAUCACGCCAAGAAGCUGUGCGAUGAUUUACUACAGGAGAAGGAAACGAUGCGCGAUGAGGCACGCCGGGAGGUGCAGAAGGAUAUGGCGAACAUGCAGCGCGAGCGGGAACGGGAGAUAGAACGGAUCUAUUUCAGAGUGCAACAGGCAAUUGAAAAGAAGGACAACACUAUAGCGGCCCUUCAGAAGGAGAUUGCCGGGCUGAAGGAACGUUGCUUGAAGCAGGACGCGAUCAUACGACAGCAGCGUAUGGAUUACUGUACAAAAUAG
Molecule: messenger RNA, 4378 nt
Organism: Anopheles gambiae (African malaria mosquito)
Lineage: Eukaryota; Metazoa; Arthropoda; Insecta; Diptera; Culicidae
Gene: dila
Product: centrosomal protein of 131 kDa
Exons: 6
Coding region: 314-4378 (1354 amino acids)
Biological process (GO): intraciliary transport involved in cilium assembly; regulation of centrosome duplication; cilium assembly
Cellular component (GO): centriolar satellite
Source: RefSeq, a predicted model, not a curated record